Messenger RNA from Musca domestica (house fly), 1185 nucleotides. It is a transcript of the gene rnh1, whose product is annotated as ribonuclease H1. Gene Ontology annotation, biological process: DNA replication, removal of RNA primer. Lineage: Eukaryota; Metazoa; Arthropoda; Insecta; Diptera; Muscidae. The transcript is spliced from 5 exons. The record is from RefSeq and is a predicted model, not a curated record. Bases 160 to 1152 code for a protein of 330 amino acids. Gene Ontology annotation, molecular function: magnesium ion binding; nucleic acid binding; RNA-DNA hybrid ribonuclease activity.
ACCGGGGGGUUGGCGUUAAUAACAAAAUAACAAGAAAAAAUAAAUAAUUAAAUAAAUUAAAUAAUAAAAAUUGUCCCAUAUUUAUUUAUUUUACUUCAUAUUUUUGAUAACUGACUUAAUUUAUGAAAUUUCUGUAAGGUAAUAUACCUUUGAAGAUAGAUGAUAUUAACCAACGUUUUGUUGAGACCGGCACGAAAUAUGGCUUAUUAUGCAGUGGCGAUAGGACGACAAGUGGGUAUAUAUGAUACCUGGGCAAAGUGUGAAGAACAAAUAAAGGGUUAUCGUGGGGCAAGAUAUAAGAAAUUUCCUACCAAAAGUGCUGCAGAAGAUUUUAUUAAUGGCUACAAUAAACCAUUGGCUGAUGCAAAACCACCGGCUCCUUCUAAAUCCUGGACACCGGCUACUUCCAAGAGUAAAUGUGCACCAGUAAAACAAAUUGAAGAUUUUUGGCCACCAAGUGAUGGUGAUAACUUUGACGACAAUGAGUUAACCGAUGAGGAUUUGUUAAUGGCAUUGGCUGAAGUGGAAGGUCUACCACAGCCUUCCUCCAAAUCAUUGAAACGUAAAAAUGAAGACUACCCGGGUCACAGUUCCAGUAAGAUGCUAAGAUAUGAAUCGACAAUUUGUGAAUCGUCGGGCUUAAAACAUAUAGGCGAUUAUGAAUUUAACAUCGAUUCUGAAGGCUAUGUCAUAGUCUACACAGAUGGUUCUUGUUUCAAUAAUGGCCGGGCAAAUGCAUGUGCAGGAUUUGGUGUCUGGUUUGGAGAUAAUCAUCCUUUAAAUGCAGGUAAACCUGUUGGUGGCCGUGUCACAAAUAAUGUUGGUGAGAUCCAAGCCUCAAUUUAUGCCAUAAAAAUUGCCAAAAAUCUAGGCAUUGAAAAGUUAUGCAUUUCCACGGACUCACAAUUCCUCAUCAAAUCCAUUACGAUGUGGAUAAAGGGCUGGAAGGCAAAGAAUUGGCGUCUAAAGAAUGGCGAUCCUGUUAAGAAUGUAGUUGAUUUCAAGGAAUUGGAUAGUCUGUUGAGUGAUGGCCAAAUAAACAUUAAAUGGAAUUAUGUUGCCGGACACAAAGGCAUCAGAGGAAAUGAAAUGGCCGAUCAGCUGGCCAGAGAAGGCUCGGAGAUUUAUAAAAGAUUGUAUUUGAAAAAAUAAAAAAUAUGUAUCUACUUAGUUAUGUUCAGUCAA